This is a messenger RNA of Fusarium vanettenii 77-13-4, 975 nucleotides long. RefSeq lists its product as uncharacterized. The annotation marks the transcript as partial. The record is from RefSeq and is a predicted model, not a curated record. The transcript has 3 exons. Gene Ontology annotation, molecular function: methyltransferase activity. NCBI's taxonomy places the organism in Eukaryota, Fungi, Ascomycota, Sordariomycetes, Hypocreales, Nectriaceae.
CAGCUGGUCAAGCAUGACCUUGGUCACUGCAAGUACACGAUGCUUCUGGACAACAAGCUGCACUUGUCUCCUAUUCCCAAGUACCCCAAGAAGAUCCUCGAUCUUGGUACUGGUACUGGCAUUUGGGCUGUUGACAUGGCCGAGCUCUACCCUUCUGCCCGGAUCAUCGGGGUCGAUCUCUUUCCACUGCAGACCAAGAUUGUUCCGCCCAACGUUAGCUUUAAGGUAUGUUGUCUGACGAUGCUCAAGCUCCUUGUUGGCCCUCCUCGUGCUAACCUGACCAAGAUCGACAACGUGGAGGUCGACUGGCGUUGGGGCGAGAACAUCUUUGAUUUCAUCCACGCCCGUGAGCUCACCAUGACAAUCUACGACUGGCCCAACCUGGUCCAGGAGGUCUACCGAGCCCUCAAGCCCGGUGCCUACUUUGAAAUCUCUGGUUUCAUUCCCGACUAUCGUUGCGACGACGGUACUAUUCCAAAGGACUCUGCUUACGUCAAGGUGGGCAAGCUCAACUUCGAGAUUGCAGAGAAGCGCAACGAACCUAUCCGCUGGAAGACAUACCUCUUGGAUGCCGGGUUCGACGACGUUCACGAGCGAGCUCUCAAGCUUCCCAUGGGUCCAUGGCCCAACCAUCCCCAUCUCCAAAAGAUUGGAAACUUUGAGCUGCUCAACUGGCGUGACCAAGCCAUGACGACUUUCAGAAACAUGUGCCAGAACGCCCUUGGUGGCGAUCAGACCUACUACAAUGAGAUUCUUGCCCAGGCCGAGACAGAGGUCUUGAACCCCAACAUGCACAGCUACAUGCCUUUCUACGUUGUUUACGGUAGAAAGCCUCUUGAUGCCAAGCCGUGCGGUCCACGACCCGAGAAGCCCCCCGUCGUCCGCGAGAAGGUCUGGUGGAUUGGUUGGGAGGACGGUGAGAUCAAGGGGCUUUGCUGGCCACCCGGUGGUAAUGACGACCCACCCAUGAUCUAA